This is a messenger RNA of Haliotis rubra (blacklip abalone), 489 nucleotides long. RefSeq lists its product as uncharacterized. NCBI's taxonomy places the organism in Eukaryota, Metazoa, Mollusca, Gastropoda, Lepetellida, Haliotidae. The transcript has 3 exons. The record is from RefSeq and is a predicted model, not a curated record. Bases 1 to 489 code for a protein of 162 amino acids.
AUGUGUCAACUCCAUGAUGUGCUCUUCAUGUCGCCGCAGGACGGAGACCCAGAGACUGGUACACUGUACUUCACCGUCGUUACAGGUGGAUGUCCCUCGACCCAUGCCCACAACCGAAUUCUUAACUUCUGCUAUGAGGUUCAUUUCAAUAGACUGAACUAUGCCGAUGGUGUCGCUGAUUGUAACUCAAGAGGAGACCACUUCAUCGUCAUUGACAGUCAAGAGAAGCAAGACCACAUGCUGAAGCAAAUCACCGCUUCAUCAGAGGCUGUGGAAAAGAAAUACCUGAUCGAUGGAUCAAAAAACAAUACUGGCGGAAUUUGGCUAUCCCACGAUGGAACACCAAUGACGUAUUUUGCCUGGGUGCCCCCUUACCCAAAGAAUUUGGCUAAUCAGUUCUCUAUCAUCGCAGAUCCAGGCGCGGACUUUCAGUGGGGCGACAAAUCAGGGACAUUACCCAAACGUUACAUUUGUCAGAGGGAUAUUUGA